CCAGACAGUUCAGAGCCUCUGGCAGCGUGCAGCAGCUGGACACAAGGAGGAGGGGAUGGACAGGAAGCCCCUGGUGUAUCCAGGAGAUCAGUUUCUACCUUCUGAAGAGCCAAAGAGGAGCCAGCACGAUGGCAGGGAAGCCUGUGAAGAAGUCCUCCAUCCCUGGAGUGAGCAUCCGGCAGCUGGUGGAGGAAAUUCCUGAAGGCUGCAGCACACCGGACUUUGAACAGAAGCCGAUCACCUUGGCUCUGCAGGAGGGGAAAAAUGCCAUCUUCCGGGCUGUGGUCUGCGGGGAGCCCAGACCUGAAGUGCACUGGCUGAGCACCAAAGGAGACCUCAGCAACUCCAGCAAAUACCAGAUCUCCUCGACCCCAGGCAGCAAGGAGCAUGUGCUGCAGAUUAACAAGCUGAUGGGCGAGGACGCAGAUCUGUACCGCUGCACCGCUGUGAACAUGUAUGGAGAGGCCACAUGCACAGCAAGGCUCACUGUCAUUGAAGUUGGCUUUCGGAAGAACCGGAAGAGACAGAAGGAACCCCAGGAAGACCUCAAGAAGGAAAUAAUGGACUUCAGGAAGAUGCUGAAAAAGAGGGCCCCACCUCCAGCUCCUGAAAAGAAGGUGGAGCUUGAGCAGGUGUGGCAGCUGCUGAUGAAUGCCGACCGGAAGGACUACGAGAAGAUCUGCUUAAAGUACGGUAUUGUGGACUUCCGGGGGAUGCUGCGUAAGCUGCAGGAGAUGAAGAAGGAGCAGGAGGAUGAGAUAGCAAAGUAUGUCAACGCCGUCUCCAACUUGAGACACAUCAGGGUCUCCAAGGAGGGGAUCGCCACGUUUGAUCUGGAGCUCGAUCUCAAGGACCUCGAGAGCAAGAUUUACUUGUAUAAGGAUGGUGAGAUGAUCCCUUAUGGCUUCAAUAACCAGACCAAGCACUGUCUUCGGCGGCUAGGGAAACGGUAUUACUUCCAGGUCCAGGACCUGCACCCAGAGGACGCUGGCCUUUACCAGGUCAAGGUAGAGGACGUUGUGGUCUUCUCCACAGAGCUGGAGGCUGAUGCUGUUCCCCCCAGAGUUGUAGUCCCCCUGGCCGAAACCCACUGUGAGGAGCAGGGAGAUGCAAUAUUUGAAUGUACUCUCUCCAAACCCUGCCCCAAAGCUACGUGGUUUUUCCAGCACCAGCCACUCCGGCUCAGUGACAAAUAUGAAGCAAUUGUGUCACCUGAUGGGCUCACUCAUCGGCUGCUGGUGAGGGGGGCCCGCCUCUCAGACAGGGGCCUCUAUUCUCUGAGCACAGGGCUCCAUGCCUCCAGUGCUUGGCUGGUGGUUGAAGCUGGGAAGGAGAAAGGCCUUCAGACCACAAGUGCUGACCGCCAGCUGCAGACACAAGGAGCUAAGGCCUCAGAUGCAGAAGACUCCAAGGGCGUCAGUGGCAAGGGAGGGAAAGCCAGAGAGAAGGGCCCCAUGGGGGGCUCCAUCAAGGGGACUGGGCUGGCUUCUGGGCUUCAGCUCACUGUGGGCCCAGACCUCGGUGGCCCUGGCAGGCAUGGCUCCUCCUUGAUGGGGGGUGAAGAGGAAGCCCACUCAGCCUGGGCCCCUGGGAAGGAGAAAAAGGAUUUUCUAGAAGCAGAGGGAGACAGAGCCAUUCUAUCAGGACGAAAUCAGCCCCACCCAGAAGGAGACUGGAAUGGGAGCCUCCUAGGGAGGUCUCAUCUGCAGGGAGAAGGCUUGGGAUUCAUGGAAAGAGAACAUCAAGGCAGUGACAGAGAAGGGGACAGAAACUGGGAGACAGAAGGACGCUGGGAGGCUGGGUACAGUCACCCUCAAGGUGGAGGACUGAGGAACGGCAGGGAAGGAAGGGAUCCCAGAGAGGACAACGGCAGCCGACUGGAUAGACAUGGCCAGGAGCAACUCUGGGAUGCUCAGCUGCGACCUGGGACAGGGAAGAGGGCUCUGUGGGAAUCCCAGUUUGAUCCUGAGAGAUGUUGGUCAGAAGAAGAGGGGAUGGAAAGCAUUCUACAAGGGGAUCCCCUGGCUGAGAUGGAGGGAAGAGAUGGCCUGAGCAGGGAAAUGGGGAGGGGAGCAGCAGGGGAAGUGUGUGCUAGAGGCCCUGGCUUAGAGGAAGCUGGAGACAGCAGUGGGGUAGUAGGUCCUGGUACCCUGGAGUUUCCCAGAGGAGGAGGUUCCAGCUCCAAGGCAGGCAUGGGCCCUGAGUCCUGGGGCUCUCAGGGAGGUGGAGAUGCUGGUGAUGGGGAAGCCCCAGGGUACUGGGGGACAGGAGAGUAUUCAGGACAGACACUUAGAGACAAGUACCUCCAAGAACCCUCACUAUCCAGAAGUGGGAAGUUCAUUCCAAGGGGCAGGAGUCCUGAAAUCAAAGCUGAGGACUCACUGCAGGGGGUAGAUGACCUAGGGUCUGGAAAGACUAUAGUUAGGGGAAGAGGCUAUAAAACUGGCCCUGGGGGCCCAGGAGAUCCCAGCGACUGGAAAGGUGAUGUACAAGAACUCCAGGGAAAGAAUGGCCAGUUCACAGCUGGGGCCUUAAGUAGGAGAGAGGAUGUAUCCAGAAGCCUUCAGUUUCCCCAGAGCUGGACAUCAGGGCAGAAGGGAGCAGGCGAGCCUGGCAGGAUGGAGUCUGAGAGCCCAGGUCCUCAGGAUGAUACAUGGUCGCAUCUCAGAAAGACCAGGACCCACCUUGAGCCUGGAAUUCUGGGGCCCAGUGGAGGGGAAGGGGGUGAUGCCCAAGCAGCUGAGUUGAUGCAGUCUGAUCAGGAGGGAGAUGCCAGAAGUCCCAGGUUGAUUAGGGCUCCAGGUGAGGGUACUCAAGGAUCUGGAGGGACACUAGGAGACACAAAAGGAUUAAGGGAGCCAGAGGCAGUAGGGCCCAGACCAGAUUUCUGGAAUGGGUCAGGAAGCAUUAGAGAAGGACCCAGAGGAGAGAUGGGCUACAAAGAUGGUUUAGAAGGUCCAGGUCGAGUGGAAUCUAGGUAUGGGGACAGCUCAGAGUAUUCUAGGGGAAUAGGCCCUAGAAAUGGAGUUGCUUACAGUGAUGGCACAGGGGUUCCACGAGAAAUGGGAUCUGGUCAUGAUGCUGGGUAUAGAGUUGCCUCUGGGUUACCUGUUGGAACAGAGUCUGAGGAAGGAGAUGCUUACAGGCAUGGAUCAAAGAUGCCUGGAGGAAUGUGGCCUGAAAACCAAGAUCACCAUGGUCCUGCAGGAAGGGGGCCUGGGAGAGCUGCCAGUCUCAGGAAUGGUUCAAGGGGCUCCAGUGGGGUGUCCAUAGGUGAAGCCUGCAGUUGGGAUCCAUCCAGAGGCCAGGAGCAAACAGGCCCUGAAGGAGGGCACCAUUUUGAUGGUGGUUUAUGGGGUCCUGGGACAGUGGGGUCUGUGGAUGGAGGUAGUCUCAAGGCCUUUGGAACAGCAGAUGCUGUUGGGGAGGGAUAUGUGGAAGCAGAAGGGGAUUCUGCAAGAAUAAAGCCUUGGGGUCAGAGUGCAGAUUCUGGGGGCUUCAGAGCCACAGGAGCUCUGGGGACAUUUGGAGAAGGUGGCUAUGAAGAUAGCAUAGGGGGUUCAACAGCCACAGAGCCAGGGUCUCUGAGAGCAGGAGGCAAAGAUGGUGAUGGAGAUGGGACAAGGUUCCUUGGUGCCAGGGCCUCUGGAGCUAGAACUGGGUAUCGGGACAAUAGCCGGCACCUGGAAGCAUCAGCUCCUCAUGCUGGGGCUGCUUCUGAGAGCCAGUGGGCUGAGGGGUCUGGCAGUAUGCUGGGUUAUGGGAGUGGAUCUGAAAUUCCAGAGCCUCAGGGAACUGGGGAGAGAAGAGCUUAUAGAGAAGGGUCACAAGGGCUUGGGCCUGGGAAAACAGGGUCAAGGGGUGGGGCAAGCUGUAGAGACGGCUCAGGACACCUCAGAGGAAUGGGACCUGCAGAUGAUACAGGUUAUAGGAAUGGUACUGGGGGCUCUGGAGAAAUGGCGUCGGGAGGAGAGGCAGGUUAUAGAAAUGUUUUAGGGGGUUCUGGGAAGAUUCCAUUAGGAAGUGAGACAGCUUUUAAGGAUGGUUUUGGGGAACCUGGGGAAACAGGCGUGGGAAAUGAAGUCGGUUAUAGAGGAAGCUCUGGAGGAUCUGGGGAAAUGGAGCCAGAGGGUGAGAUGUGCUACGGAGGUGGUUCUGGGAGGUUUGGAGUAUCAGGAUCACUGGCCAGAAUGGGACAUGAAGCCAAGGAACGUGGGUCAGGACCUGAAAGUGGUACAAGCUCCAAGGAUGGUCCAGAGAGAAGCAGAGGAAAGGGACUCACCAAUAGGACAGGUCCUGGAGUGGGCUCUGGGAUGGCUGGAAUGCCUCAUAAGGUUGGCACAGCACACAUGGACAGCCCCAAGUGCCCAGGGGUGUUGGGGACACAGGAAGGGCCACAGAUGCUUUCAGAUGGAUUGAGUUCCAAAAACAGUGUUGGGGGCUAUGAAACCUCAGGAAUCUCUGAUUCCUUGGGGACUCUUGGUUCCAUGGGAAAAUCGGGUGUCAGGCAGAGGUCUAGCGGCACAGAGGACUCAGGUGUCCUGGGUAAGGGGAAUUCCACUGAGUUGAAGGAUGGCCUCACCCCUAAACCUGGGGAAUUAGGACCCCAGGGAACCUGGAAUGGCUUAGAUGUUUCCCCUGGUAGAAGAGUCUCUAAAGAUGAUCCUGGGAGGAGUUCCCAGUGGAGAGGAGGUCCCAGUGGGGAGGGUGGAUCUGCUGACGAAGCAGGGAGGAUGGGAGCUUCCAGGUUUCUUGAUGAUAGGGGGGCAGUGAAGGAGGAGACCUGGGCAGGUACUGCUGCUCUGGAAUCUGGACACAAACAGGACUUUUGGAAAGCAGGCUCAGGGACAGUAUACAAGGCUAGAUUUGCAGACCAGGGGGCAGUUUCUCCUCAGGGAGGUGCAGACUCAGUGUCGGGAGGCAGAGGGUUGGGGGCAGGUUCUGAGAGCUCAUCAGGGACAGGACAGAGUGUGGACAGCAGUUCUGUGCCUCAGGGAAGAGGCAAGUCAGCUUUAGGGCCAGCCGAUGAGCAAGCAGGGAGCCAUGUGUGGGCCCCAGGCUGGGAAGACCAGGGGUGUGGCCAAGGCAGCAUGGGUGCUGGGAACCAAACCUCAAGCUCCAGGGCUUCCAGUUCUCUCCAAGAGAAAGAUGCCAGUACCAGUAGAACGCAUGAGGGGCUAGGGGGUUCUAGAGGCACAGGACUUGUGCCAGGCCAAGAGGCUGCUGAUAAAUAUCCAGGUCCAUGGUCCCGGGAGUGUAGAGGUUCAGGUUCCAGGAGGCGGAGGUCUAGCGGCACAGAGGACUUAGGUGUCCUGGGUAAGGGGAAUUCCACUGAGUUGAAGGAUGGCCUCACCCCUAAACCUGGGGAAUUAGGACCCCAGGGAACCUGGAAUGGCUUAGAUGUUUCCUCUGGUAGAAGAGUCUCUAAAGGUGGAUUGGGAGGGAUCCAGGGCCUUGGCUAUCAGCCAGGGGAAAAGGGGCCAUUCGGGGAGCAGGGGUCCCUAAAAGGCAAGAAUGGCAUGGCCCAAGGUCCCGAGGGCCUAAAGGAGUAUGAGAAGCAGGAGGCAGAAGAGUUUGCUAGGUCAGGCCAAAGGUCUGGUCCCCGCAGGAGCAGGUGUCAGGCAGUGUCAGGGGCUGAGGUCGGACCAGCAAAGAGGAGCGCAGAGGAGGCCAGAGGCGUGAGACCGCAGUUUGGCAGUGAAGAUGAAGGGUACCUGGGGGAGACUUGGAGUGAAGACGGGAGCUGGGGAUCCCCCAGGCAUCCUGACAGCAGGAGAGGUGCCAAAGAGGGCAAGUCGGAUGUCUGUGAUGAGGGGCGGGAUGCCACCCAGAGCCCCAGAUCCAGAUACAAGGCCAGCACUGGCAGUUUCUCCACGGAAGCCCAAGGAUCCACAGGCCACUUCUCUCAAGGACUGGCUGACAUGGAGGUGCAACAGGGUGAGGCCGCCACACUAUCCUGCACCCUCACCAGGGACCUGGGACCCGGUGCCUGGUUUAAGGAUGGAGUCAAGCUCACUGCCCAGGAUGGCAUCAUCUUAGAGCAAGACGGGCUUGUGCACAGACUCCAGAUUGCCCACGUGCAGAGGGCUCAGGCUGGAAAGUACACAUUUGUAGCAGGCAACCAGCAAAGUGAGGCUACCCUGGCCGUCCACGAUCCCCCAACCAUAUCUCCAGAUGUGACAGAGAAACUGAAGGAACCAUUGGUGGUCAAGGCUGGGCAGCCAGUAACAAUGAAGAUCCCUUUCCAGAGUCGCCUCCCUGUUCAGGCUUUCUGGAGGAAGGAUGGGGCUGAGGUGGUGGGCAGCAGCCGCAGGGGUGCCCAGGUGGCCCUGGGAGAUGGCUACACACGGCUGUGCCUCCCUAGCACCACCAGGAAGGACAGUGGCCAGUACAGCGUGACACUGAGGAGUGAGGGAGGCUCUGCGCAGGCUGACGUCAUACUGCAAGUCAUAGACAAGCCUCAGGCUCCACAGGGCCCCCUGAAGGUGCAGGAUUGCCACAAGGCUGGUGUCCACCUCUCCUGGAGACCCCCCAGGGAAGAUGGGGGCCGGACCGUGGAGCACUACAUGGUGGAAAGGCGACAGGCUGGCAGAAGCACUUGGCUGAAUGUCGGCAAGUCACCCCCAGAGAGCACUACCUUCAUGGACGCCGGUGUGGAGCAGGGCAGAAAGUACACCUACCGUGUGAGGGCCGUGACCUCAGAGGGGCCCGGGGAGGCCCUGGAGUCUGAGGAGGUGCUGGUGGCUCCUGAGGCUCUCCCAGGGCCCCCCUCUGCCCCAACCAUUUUGUCAGCUUCUAGCCAGGGCAUCACUAUAACAUGGACAGCACCUCGGGGCCAUGGCAGUGCCCAGGUUCUGAGUUACCUGAUUGAGAAGUGCAAGAAGGGGAGCAACACCUGGACAGCUGUGAAUAAACAGCUCAUGCCUGAGAGGAGAUACACUGUGGCAGAUGUGCGGCAGGGCUGUCAAUAUCAGUUCCGGGUCACGGCUGUUGCUCCCUCAGGCCCUGGAGAGCCUGGGCCCCCAUCGGAUGCUGUCUUUGCCCGGGACCCCAUGAGACCUCCAGGGCCCGUGCGGGAUCUCCAGGUCACAGACACAUCAAACACCAGCAUCUCCCUGAGCUGGGUGGGGCCGGACCCUCAGGACGGAGACGACGCCCAAGGGUACCUGGUGGAGCUGUGUGGCUCAGACAGUCUCCAGUGGAGCCCAUGCCAUGGAGGCACGGUGUCAGGCACCACCUUCACAGCAAAGGGGCUACGGCCUCAAGAGGGCUAUUUUGUGCGGGUAACAGCAGUCAACGAUGGGGGCUGCAGCCAGCCCACUGCCCUGGACACAUUAGUGCAUGCCACGCCUCUCACUGUCUCCCCUAAGUUCCUCAUGGACUCUAGCAGGAAGGACUCGCUGACAGUCAGAGCUGGGGACACCCUUCGUGUGCCUGUUUCCUUUGAAGCUGCCCCCAUGCCUGAGGUGACCUGGCUGAAAGAUGGCCUGCCCUUGCCCAAAAGAAGCGUGACCACCACCAAGGAUGGCGUCACCCAGCUUCUGAUUCCUGUGGCCAGCCUCGCAGACAGCGGCCGCUAUGCGGUGGUGCUGAGGGACCUUCAAGGAAAGGAGUACACCUACAGUUUCCUCGUCAGGGUGGCAGCAUGGCCACAGGCCCCUGGGCCCAUACGCCUGCAGGAAAAUGUGCCUGGGACAGUGACAGUCCAGUGGGAGCCCUCUCCGGACGAGGCCCAGGGCAUCCCCCUGCACUACACCGUGCUGAUGCGCUCCUCGUCACAUGGUUCCUGGCAGGAGGUGGCUGACCGUGUCCACACCAACCGCUUCACUCUUCUGGGUGUCCUCCCUGGCCAUGAGUACCACUUCCGGGUGGUGGCCAAGAGUGAGCUGGGUGCCAGCAGACCAUCAGACACCACCCAGCCCUGGUGCCUCCUUCGGCAACGAGACAGGUUCACAGUGAAGACACCUCGCUACCGGGACUCCGAUCUGAGCCAGAAGCCGCGGUUCCUGGUGGGCCUUCGGACCCACCUGGUGCCCCAGGGCUGUGAGUGCCACAUGACCUGUGCAGUUCAGGGCUCACCCCGGCCCCACAUCACCUGGUUCAAGAACGGCCAGAGCCUGGAAGGACACAAGGCAGCCUACAGCACUGACAUGCUAGGCGUGUGCUCCCUUGUCAUCCCCAGUGUCUCCCCUGAGGACAGGGGCCAGUACAAGGUGGUAGCCGAGAACCCGCUGGGCCAGGCUGUCAGCACUGCUACCCUCAUUGUCACAGGUAUUGGUGGCUGUCCUGAGGUGGGCUGAGUUAGCAGGGGCAGGGGAAGAGGAGCCAGAAGAGAGGCCGGCUGCCCUGUGCUCGGUGGAGUGAUUUGGUUGGCAUCAGGGGAGCAGCAUUCAUUGCUGGAUUCUGUGUGCACUCUGCUGUUAAUUCUGGCUGUCACACCUUGAUGUACAUGUUUAUAGCAGCCACUGGGACUAGAUGAGCCACUCCUGACUAUGGGACCAUGUGCUGCCUAUUCAAGCUCCCAGCCUGGCUUCCUAUAGGUCUCAGCAUGGGAGAUGAGUGGUUUCUUCCGGGUACCCUGUGAUAAAUACACCCAAAUGUGGACAUUUAGUGCCUGGAAAGCCAAGCUGGGCUCCUUUUCAGUAAGAGAAAUAAUAUUAGUGAUCAAAACAUAUGGUGAAUGUUAAAUUAAAAAUGUUAUUACAGUAAGAGACACAUUCCCACAAAUCCCCCUUAGAAUACUCCCCCUCACUUUGAACACAUCUAUCCCAACAUUCUUUCCCCUUCGUGAAGCAGUUCUGCAAGUCCUCUUUCAUGAGCUGACCAGAAAGAUGGUAAAUACCAUUGCUGAGUGCCAGGUCACAAAAAGGCAGGCUUGUAAGAACACUCUGGUGGUUUCUCAUCCACCUUAUUCAUCAGAUCUGGCACUGUGUAACUUCUUGCUUCUCCCCAAUGUCAAAAUGACCAUGAAAG
Messenger RNA from Chinchilla lanigera (long-tailed chinchilla), 8973 nucleotides. It is a transcript of the gene Igfn1, whose product is annotated as immunoglobulin-like and fibronectin type III domain containing 1. The transcript has 23 exons. The record is from RefSeq and is a predicted model, not a curated record. Gene Ontology annotation, molecular function: protein binding. NCBI's taxonomy places the organism in Eukaryota, Metazoa, Chordata, Mammalia, Rodentia, Chinchillidae. The coding region runs from base 129 to 8300 and encodes 2723 amino acids.